GCUCCCACCACCACCGCAAGCGGGGCAGAUAGCUUCGACGAAAUGCCGCCAUGGCCGCCGUGUCUCCAGCCCACCCUCUCCACCGCUCGCCGCGCCACCGCCUUCUCCUUCUCCAGGAGCAGGAGGAGCCGCCUCUCCUCCUCCUCUUCUAUCCCCGCCUCCGUCUGCGCAUCCCCGGGCGACCACACCCACGAGCAGCAGAGGGACAACGAGGAGCAGUCGUUGGUCGUGGUGGGCGGCGGCGCGGCGGGGGUCUACGCCUCCAUAAGGGCCAAGACCCUGGCGCCCCGCCUCAACGUCGUCGUCGUCGAGAAAGGGAGGUUCUUGUCCAAGGUCAAGGUCUCCGGCGGUGGCCGAUGCAACGUCACCAAUGGCCAUCACCUUGAGCCCAUGGGACUGUCGAGAAAUUAUCCUAGGGGGGACAAGGAGCUGCGAGGAUCGUUCUUCACCGCUCAUGGCCCGCAGGACACCAUGCGCUGGUUCACAGACCAUGGUGUGGAGCUCAAGACGGAAGAUGAUGGCAGAGUCUUUCCUGUCACUGACAAUUCAGCUUCAGUAGUAGACUGUCUGCUGAACGAAGCCAGAAGACUUGGAGUUUCUCUGCAGGCCGGCAAAGCUGUGCCUAGUGUAUCUGUGACUCAGCAUGGAAAGUUUGUCCUCAAGGUUGAGAAGCGUACUGCUGAUCUUGUUGAUUACCUCAACGCUAACUAUGUUUUGGUUGCGACAGGGAGCAGCCAACAGGGCUAUUCAAUUGCUGCACAACUUGGUCACUCCAUUAUUUCACCAGUGCCCAGCUUAUUCACAUUUAAGGUUGCAGACAAGCGACUGGCUGAUCUUGCUGGGGUUACAUUUCCAGUAGUCAAAGCAAAAUUGAAGCUAGAUGGCGUACAAAAGAGUGCUCCGGAAUUAACUCAGACUGGCCCUAUGCUAGUUACACACUGGGGCCUUAGUGGGCCUAUUGUUCUUCGAUUGUCUGCAUGGGGAGCACGUGAACUACAUCAAUGCAACUACCAAGGAAAGCUUAUGGUUGACUUCGUACCUGACAUUCAUAUUGAGGACAUGAGGCGCAUCCUAUUCCACUACAAAGAUCAGCAUGCGAAGCAUAAAGUAAAUAACACCUUUCCCAUGGAGUUUGGCCUGGUGAAGAGAUUUUGGAGAUUCCUGCUAGAACAGGAGAAUUUAGAUGGUGAUAUGCACUGGGCCUCCAUGCCAAAUAAUCAUCUAAACGCAAUAGCCCUUCGGUUGAAACAAUGGAUAUUUGAGGUUGUUGGGAAGGGCCAAUUUAAAGACGAAUUUGUGACUGCCGGAGGGGUUCCAAUUUCAGAGAUAUCACUUGGCACGAUGGAAAGCAAGAAACAGCCAAAUCUUUUCUUUGCUGGAGAGGUACUCAAUGUUGACGGGGUCACCGGUGGUUUCAACUUUCAGAACGCAUGGACUGGUGGGUACAUAGCUGGGACAAGCAUAGGCACGUUGGCAUUGACAAGCAACUAGAAGGAUCAUAGAAGCAAAUGGAUUGAGUGAUGAAGUAACUCCUUAGAUCAUCUGGGGGGAUGAUUCAGGGAUAUCACUAAUUUUGAGGAUAUCCAAGAUGACCAGGAUUAGGGAGCUACAUUUGCUAGUGAAUCAUAACUCUACUACUCUAGCCUAACAUGGGUUCCAUAUACAGUAGUUAGAGUCUAGGCAUACAAAUUGCAGUCUGGAAUGACAGUAGUUUCGAUCUAGUUCAACAAGUUGUGAAUUGUACUUGACCGAUCAGAAUGCACAUCGAAGUAUGUUCCUCUGUCUGAAUUGUCAACGUUCA
This is a messenger RNA of Setaria italica (foxtail millet), 1801 nucleotides long. RefSeq lists its product as uncharacterized. The coding region runs from base 43 to 1491 and encodes 482 amino acids. The transcript has 15 exons. The record is from RefSeq and is a predicted model, not a curated record. Lineage: Eukaryota; Viridiplantae; Streptophyta; Magnoliopsida; Poales; Poaceae.